UUAUCUUCUUCUUUGAAAGUUGAAACGUAUCAUCAUCAAUCAAAGCAGCUCAAAUCAAGCUCGCAAAGAUGAUGCACAUGACCUUCUACUGGGGAAUCAAAGCCACAAUUCUCUUCGAUUUCUGGAAAACUGACUCAUGGCUCAGUUACAUCCUCACUUUAAUCGCUUGCUUCGUCUUCUCCGCUUUCUAUCAAUACCUUGAGAAUCGUCGCAUCCAAUUCAAAUCCCUUUCCUCUUCCCGUCGUCCUCCACCGCCUCGCUCUUCCUCCGGCGUCUCUGCUCCUCUUAUCCCCAAAUCCGGUACCAGAUCCGCCGCUAAAGCUGCUUCGGUGCUUCUUUUCGGCGUCAACGCUGCGAUCGGUUACUUGCUGAUGCUUGCUGCUAUGUCCUUCAACGGAGGCGUUUUCAUCGCCAUCGUCGCCGGAUUAACCGCCGGAUACGCAGUUUUCAGAUCUGAUGACGGCGGUGCUGAUAUCGCGACGGAUGAUCCAUGCCCAUGUGCUUGAAUCUUGAUUGGUGAUAAAAAACCUAAAUCGGAAAAUCCCAAAAAGGUGUGUGUUUGAUAAAAUUGAUGUUUGUAUUGUUGUUUAUUUCUGUAUAAUAAUUAGUUGUCUUUGUAACGAAUUAUCGAUCUAAAUGCGUUUCUUUAAAAAUUGCAAAUUUUAAAUGUUUGAGUUCUUA
Arabidopsis lyrata subsp. lyrata is the source of this 681-nucleotide messenger RNA. Its product is annotated as copper transporter 5. Bases 69 to 506 code for a protein of 145 amino acids. The record is from RefSeq and is a predicted model, not a curated record. The transcript has a single exon. Gene Ontology annotation, biological process: intracellular copper ion homeostasis; copper ion transmembrane transport. Gene Ontology annotation, molecular function: copper ion transmembrane transporter activity. Gene Ontology annotation, cellular component: plasma membrane. NCBI's taxonomy places the organism in Eukaryota, Viridiplantae, Streptophyta, Magnoliopsida, Brassicales, Brassicaceae.